UUGGAGAGGGGGCGGAUUUCCGACCUUUUUCCUGUGCCGUUGUACAGCUGCAGGCAGAAAUUUAGCAGGCACACCCCCUUUGUCCCAAGGAAUACUGCACCUGUUGAAUUUCUUUCCGAUACCUCCUAGAGCUGCUUUUGCUGUAGGGAACGCGUGGGGAACGUCAUUAGGAGCGUGCAGCUUGAAACGCAGAGAGUUGGAGAGGGGGGUACACGUUCAGACGCCACCUCUAGGGCCACCUUUCCCCUGCCCUUCACACUUAAGCAGAAGCUCAGCCGAUGUAGCUUCUCCCAGAAUGGGGCUGCAGUGAUGGAGAAGGAUUUGUCUUUUGGAUUUCUGCCUGUUUUUGCAUUUGUUGAUGUAGGAGUCCUACCAGUGGAAAUACAAAUUGAGGGCCCUUUCUCAAAGACCUGGGCUGCCUUCUUAACUCUGACAUUGUGCUGAGAAAAUGCUGCCCCGUUUUUCUUGAUGAAACCUGUUCUGUUCUGUGAGCUUCACCUCCCUGAGGACCCCCAAAUCCUCUUUCCCAAUCCUAGGCUGCUCAGACAGAGCCAUUUCCCCUCCUCAGGCAUCCAGAAUAAUGAACAAGCUUCAGUAGCAGGCUGGGUGACUCUGCAUCUCUCUGAGCCUGAAAGUGCCUUCUGGCACUUUUCUACUCAAGCUAGUUAGGAUGAAAGAUGCCUUUAAUUUUAUACAUUUCAGGCUAGGUGUUGUUUUCAUGGUUUAGGACAGGAGCAGUAACAAAAGGGAAGACUAUUCCUCAUUUGUGGUGCUCCUUUUUGUUAGCAAUUGGUUUGAUGUGACUUAUAAUAAUUAAUCUCUAUAGGAGCCGGGAACUGCUCCUAUGGCAGUAGCUUCAAGGUUUUCAGUGCAGUUCACAGAGAUAUUUCUUUACUGCCCUCAUUCUCAUCACUGAUGUUUUUUCUUCUAAAAUAUGUUUUCUGCAUUUUUAUAUAGAUAUAAAUAUGUGUCUGUACUGGUAGAUCUACAUGCUGGUAGUUACUGUUAGGACCUGAAAAAUGGGGAUUGGAGGGAGAAUCAAAGUUGUCAAAAGAUGAGCCUCAGAACAGACUUAAGACAGACAUAGUUACAGGUCAAAGUCACCUUUUGGCACCGAAACAGUGGUUAUUUCUGAAGGUUCCAGGCAGUGAGAUGGUUUUGGGGCACAGUGUCUCAUACUCAGGAUUCCACUGUGCUAUCUAUUUGACCACUCUUGCUUCCUGUAUUGAGUAGGAUUCAAGAGAUGAUAAUAUUAGGGAAAAUGACGCACUGUUUCCAGUUCUAGACGUGGCUACCUUCAUUAGAGAUCCCCUGUGGGAGUGUGUUACAGCAAUAGAAAUCACAGAUCUGGGGUACUUUGGUGGUGAAGUGAUAACGUUGACUGCCUGCUCUCCACAACUCUUUUCCUCUGCAUAACAGGAAGUCUAUGAAAUCUUUAAGCCACAUUCUCUUUGUAAGAAAAUUGCUAACAGCGGAGCCAAUCAUAUUAAUAGCAUUUGUGGGAAGUGGUGCAGCACUGUGAUUCUGGUGCAGCACUGGUUUUGCACUGUGAUUCUGACUGCAUGGAUAGAAGGCCUCUUGAGAAGGCCUAGACUGGAAAAAUGCUGGAACAAAAUGAGUUGACAGUGCUCUCCCCUCUGAGUAGAGUUGCCAUACCCCUUGAAAUUCCGGGUUUCACCUGGAUUUUAAGCAUUUCACCCAGAUUGCUUAGCCCACCCAGAUUUGCCUGGAUUUCAGCUUUCAUUAAAAAAAAAAAAAAAAAGCUAAGCCCUUGUAGAAGCGGAGUUAUGGAGCAAAAUGUGCAGUCACUAUUCUGCUGAAAAAUUAUUUUCAAGACAAUUUACAUAAUAUGCAAAUUAGGCACCUGGAUUUGGAAAUCCAAAAUAUGGCAACCCUACCUCUGAGUCAAGUCCAAAUGUAGCCCUGAAGUGGAAAGGGGUGCUCUGCAGAGUUUACUGCUGUAAACAAAGGUUUGGGUACUCCUGGCCAUAAAUAGGCUAUAAAUGUUGGAAUUUACAGUGGUAGGCUGAUUCUGUUGAUAGCCUGAUUGCAUCCCAACAUGAGGGUUGAGGGAGGGUGGAAAUUGCAUCUUUAUGAUAUGAGUGCUGCUUCCUGUCUGGAAACUGAUUGCAUGGCAUUACUAUGUGCUGACUUUUGGUCCAUCUAGUUUGAGCCCCCUACAGUAUAUAGCAGGCUUAGCAAUUUUAAUUCCUGAGGGGCCUGUAAAGUGCUGGUUAAGUGUCGCCUUUUCCUAGCCAGACCGUUUCUGAAAAGGGACCUCCUAGGUUCGUCAUUGUCCUAUUGCUUCUGCAGUGAUCUGACACUAGAUCUUUCUCUUGGGAGCUGACAAUGAAGUGGUUAACCAUACAGUUUCCCCUUUCCUCUGCCUUAUCUUUAUACUCCCAGCUGUUGGCAUGUGAAUCUGCCUUUGUCUUCCUAGUAGUUUAGAAAACAUUGUAUUUGAACGGUUGAAUUCAUUGAGAAGAGAGUGUUUCUAGUGCACAGAUAUUGUGUGUUUUCUUCCUUAAAACAGGUCCUCUCCUUCCACACCCUUUCUGGCUUCUCCUCUUAAACUACCAAAUAAUCAUUUUAUUGACCUGAGUUGUGCUUUCUCCAACUGUCUGCUAUGGCCUGUGUGAAACCAGAACAUUGGCAGGAUGGAGUUCCAUUUUCUGGGCGCUGUACUUUCCCAUGGCUAGGUUUCCUAGGUCUCCUAUUUUGUCAGUUGUCCCCUUCUUAUAUUGGGAAGGUCUCAACUAAAUGCAGGGUUUCAGACGGAUUAGAUUACAAUGCCACCAGAUGUGAGAUGCAGAAUAGAACAUAGUCCGUGAGCCAGUUGGGGUGGUCGGAGCCAACUGGAGGGAAGAAUGCCCACUGUGAUUUUUGACAAGAUCUACAUCCCUAGAGAUUGGAAAGAGGGAAACGGCAUAACACCUGGCUCCUGCGCCCAACACUGGUUCCUUGGAGAACUAACAGUUCGUUCCGUAUCUUUGUUCAGAGACAAAGGGGACCAUGUAUAAAAUGGGAGCCAAGGGAGGGCCUUCCUAGGCAGGUCGUAGGGCAUGGCAGAAGGAGAAGACAGUGGCGAUGCCAGAGGCCCACCUGUCCGCCUCUGGGUGCGACGAAUAGGCGUUUAUUGUGAUGAGAAUCAGAAAACAUGGCUGGUGGCAUCCGAAGAGGAGGCAGGUACACUGAAGGCCCGGAUCCGAAAAGUCCGGGUCCCCCUGGGUGAGGCGGUGCGCCCCAGCCACCUCCCUGCAUCCCAGCUGCCCCACAUGUGGCAGCUUUCAGAGGGACAGCGGUACCGGGACAGCAACUCCCGCAUCUGGGACAUUGAACACCAUUUAAUGAUCACAGGGGUGGAGGAGCUGCUCCUGAAACUCCUGCCAAGUGAUUAAAUCUGAGAGCUGUGACUCUGGGAUGAUGUCCCUGUUUGUUUUUUAUGUGGUAACUCUCAGCACCAAAAUGCAGCUGCCUCUGAGGUGGAUCAUGGCAGGCAGCUCUCUUAACAACCCACAGCAGCAGCACCCAAGAGCUUAGGAC
Messenger RNA from Hemicordylus capensis (graceful crag lizard), 3543 nucleotides. It is a transcript of the gene MTCP1, whose product is annotated as mature T cell proliferation 1. The coding region runs from base 3063 to 3398 and encodes 111 amino acids. The transcript has 5 exons. Lineage: Eukaryota; Metazoa; Chordata; Lepidosauria; Squamata; Cordylidae. The record is from RefSeq and is a predicted model, not a curated record. Gene Ontology annotation, molecular function: protein serine/threonine kinase activator activity.